UUCUUUUUAACUCCUAGAGACAGAGGCAAUAAAUCAAAGAACCACAGAAAUCUCUCAGCCUUUGUCUUGAGAUCAAGUGGGGGCCACCUCACUCCUGGCCACUGGAGACCCUUGCACCAGUAUGAACUCCGACAACGCCCUCAAGCUGCUGCUCCGUGUCCUUGAUAAAUACAGUGUUUCUUUGCCAGUAAGAAAGCCAUUAGCUCAAAGCAGGCUGCGUGGCCUCAGAUGGCACCACUAGGAUUCAAGGGGCAUUGUCACUACCAACUCAAUGGGCCACUUAGCAGUGAGCCAUGGGCCACCUCCUGAAGUGCACAUAUAUGCACACACAUACACACAAACCUGCACGUGUGCUUGCGGUCACCUCCCCCAGGGGCUGAGGCCGGGCCGGGCAUCCCACAUCACAAGGCUGAAUAGCAGGUCUGUGCUGCCUGCUGUGUGCUCUCUCCCCUCCUAAGCCAGCGGCAGACAGGCAGGGAGUGAAGCUGGAGGAGCCCACGCAGUCUGCUCCCGGUUCCGUGCCUGCGAAGGGACCCAGGGCAGCCAGAUGGAAUCAGAAAGAGAAAUCAGCGACCUUCAACCCGGGCACUCCAGCCCAAGAAGGAACCAGCCCAUCAACCUGAACCAUUACACCACCAAGAAGAGUGUGGCAGAGAGCAUGCUGGACGUGGCCCUCUUCAUGUCCAACGCCCUGCGGCUGAAGGCGGUGCUCGAGCAGGGGCCGUCCUCCCAUUACUACACCACCCUGGUCAGCCUCAUCAGCGCGUCCCUGCUCCUGCAGCUGGUCAUCGGGAUCCUCCUGGUGCUCAUGGCACGGCUGAACCUGAAUGAGGUAGAGAAGCAGGGGCGGCUAAACCAGCUCAACAACGUGGCCACCACCUUCAUCUUCCUCACCGUCGUCAUCAACGUCUUCAUCACAGCCUUCGGAGCGCAUCAGACGGGGUUCCUGGCUGUCAGGGCCUCAAGGAACCCUCUGUGAACACAGCAGGGACCUGGGUGAGGGAGAAGGCCGAAAGGUAGCCGGGGUCAGGGGCGCCCCCAGGCGGCCGGCCCUUCUCUCAGCUCUGGAGGUUGGGUUGGGAGACAUAGCCCUGCAAGGCAAAAGGCCGAAGCCUAUAGCGCUGGGGGCCAGGGUAUCUGUAAGACCUGGGGCUGGGGCUCUGUGAGGCCCUGCUCAGGCUGCGGGCCCCCCGCGGGGGCGGGUGGUGGGGGAGCAAAGGCCGGAGAUGCCGGAUUUCUCCUCGCGCUAUGGAGAAAUCCCUGCUGCUCAGAUAAUGGGCCAAGAGCCAGCAACAGCAGCAAAGCCGCUGGGGGCCUCCCAGAAAGGCAGUCUCAACACCUGCAUCUGAACAGCUGGCAGCACAGUGUGCGCAUGUGCAAGUCCGACUUGCGGCCGCCCCCGCCUUCACGCCGUCUCUGCCUCCUCCGCAGGUACUGGGUCUGCAGCUGUUCCGCUUCCUUCCUCUCCCUGCUGCCAGGGGGGUGGGCGCUCUCCACUGCCCCUGGGAGAGCUCCCUUCGUGGCAGUGUAGCUGUCCUCGCUCCCAACCACACGAGCCGGAAUUAAGACGUACUGCCUCACUGGGCUGGAGUUCCGAGCUCAGCCCUGGGUACUGCCGGCCUUUCCCGUCGUGGGUGGCACCUCCAGCAUGUGAGGCGCGUCUGCACAGCCCGGCUCCACCCAGCCUAGGGACUACGCUUCUGACUUCGCCCCGUUGCUUUCCGCUGCCCCAGGCCUCAGUUUCCCUUUCUGUAAAAUGGAAUGAUUUCUAUCUAUAAAAGUUUCUGCAAAUCCA
Molecule: messenger RNA, 1795 nt
Organism: Oryctolagus cuniculus (rabbit)
Lineage: Eukaryota; Metazoa; Chordata; Mammalia; Lagomorpha; Leporidae
Source: RefSeq, a predicted model, not a curated record